AUGUCUACCCACGUCCACAAGCCCGCGUUCUUCUGCCGAUGCCGACACCGGAUAACAUUCGCGCCGUAUGGUCUGAUUAACGUGAACGGCCGUCCACUCGACAACAUCGAGCCACAGGUGCUUAAGUUUAAGCUACUGGAGCCCAUUCUGCUGUUGGGACAGGACAGGUUCUCCGGUGUGGACAUCCGGGUGCGAGUGAGAGGUGGUGGACACGUGGCCCAGAUCUACGCCAUACGUCAGGCCAUAUCGAAAGCACUGGUAGCCUACUAUCAGAAGUACGUGGACGAGGCC
This is a messenger RNA of Oppiella nova, 291 nucleotides long. Lineage: Eukaryota; Metazoa; Arthropoda; Arachnida; Sarcoptiformes; Oppiidae. The record is from the annotation of a GenBank genome assembly.